ACAAAAAAAUUUCUGAAAAAUUCACUGGCAUUAAUUAUAAGCAGUAAAAAAAUAUUAUGAUAUAAAUAAAGAAUUAUUGCAAGAGCAUCUUAAUUGGUCAGAUAUUUGAAAUGGAUCAAAUGCGUUUAUCAAUUAGAACAAAACCUCUGCAAAUCCAACAAAAUGUACCAGCAACGAACCUGGCGAUCCACAAUAAAGAAAUGAUCAAUAAUCAGAUAAUAUCGCCCAAUCGGCCAGAGGCUGCUAAAGUUGUUCCAAAGCAAGCUGUUUACAAUCAACGCAAGGGAAUGCUUAAGGAAUUUGGAGAAUUAUUCAGCGCCCUAAUGAAGCUGCCAGAUAAGCAAAUUCAAGCCAAGGUACUUGGGUGUAUAAAUGCUAGUUAUUGUAGCGUUGGGACCCAGACAGAACCCGUAGAAAUCCUGGAACGAUCACCAACAGACUCGAGAGUUGAAAAUGUUACUCACAAGCAGGAUUUGAAGCAGGAACCACUGUCAUUGCCAUCACCAUCGGACACAUCUAGUGAGCUAUCCAAGCCACCGACACCCAAGAAAAGAAAAAGAAAACGAAAAGUUUCCCAACCCCAGGCAAAUAAAGUUUCUCGUGUAGCAGAGACUCAAAAAAGACAUAUGGCGAAAAUGAGUAGACCACAAAACUAUUUACGGGCAAAUGGUCACGCUGGGAAAGAAAUUGGAACGACAGGAACAUACAAUGAAGGAAGGCGCACUCGUACAGAUUCAAACAUUUCUGAUGCAUCGUAUAUAAACAAUUUUGUUGAUGAUUGGGGUAGAGAUAAAAAUGACAAAGAAACAUUAUUUCAAAGUAUCAUUAAAGACCAUUUGAUGAAAAAAAUUCCCUUAGAAAAUGGUCUCUUGCCAAUUCACGAGAGCAUUGUUAAACAUCAGAUUACCAAUUUGAGAAUACAAAUUUUUAUCUGGAAAGAUUGUGAAGGUGCGGAUUUAAAUGAACUUUUAACUGAAGAUGACGAGGAUCUGCUACAAUUAGCCAUCGCCCAUAGGUGUUCAAUAGAUAUAAUUAGUUUACUGCUUAUUAAAGGUUUAAAUCCGAAUUGCCUUGAUACGCUGGGCAACACCGCCAUACACUUGGCGGUUUUGAAUGAUUUGGACGAGUUCUCACUUAGUAAACUUAUGACACAUAUUGAUUUAAAAAUUCUUCUUACCUUAAAUGAUGAUGGAUAUACUUCGCUGCAGUUGGCAAUAAGACAAGAUUGUUAUCUAUUAGCGGAAUGUAUACUGAAUGCAAUGGACAAGCGGUUGUCGGGAGAUGUUUUCUAUAAACGCGAUAUUGAUCCACUCGAAACAACCGAAAAGAUUAAAAGGUCUAAAUUCAAAAGCUAUUAUGAAAAUGUGUGCAUGGAAGUUGAUGAUUAUAAUAGAGGCGUUAUAAAAAAUCACGAUUUGAAGCAGAAGCUAUUACAGGCGCCCGAUAUGCGCAGCGGCAACACAGCAUUGUUUUUUGCGAUCGAAAAUGAAUCAGAACAUUUAAUAUACUUCCUAUUGGCCCAUUUGACUGAUCCUCGCACAGAAAACUUGGCAGGUCAAGACUGUAAAACAUUUUUCAAUGAAUUUGGUAAAACGUUAAAGCUAAGUUUAAAUAUCGAUACGGCUAUGGAAAAGGUUAUAAAAAUUUUAUCAUAAAAUCAUUUUAAAUAAUUAUGUAUAGAAUAAAUAAAAAUUCAAUCAAGUAAUUUGAAUGCAAACUA
Stomoxys calcitrans (stable fly) is the source of this 1720-nucleotide messenger RNA. RefSeq lists its product as uncharacterized. The record is from RefSeq and is a predicted model, not a curated record. Gene Ontology annotation, molecular function: protein binding. The transcript is spliced from 4 exons. NCBI's taxonomy places the organism in Eukaryota, Metazoa, Arthropoda, Insecta, Diptera, Muscidae. Bases 111 to 1655 code for a protein of 514 amino acids.